This is a messenger RNA of Neocloeon triangulifer, 1020 nucleotides long. RefSeq lists its product as uncharacterized. The record is from RefSeq and is a predicted model, not a curated record. Bases 303 to 911 code for a protein of 202 amino acids. Lineage: Eukaryota; Metazoa; Arthropoda; Insecta; Ephemeroptera; Baetidae. The transcript has 6 exons. Gene Ontology annotation, cellular component: nucleus; CCAAT-binding factor complex. Gene Ontology annotation, biological process: regulation of transcription by RNA polymerase II. Gene Ontology annotation, molecular function: DNA-binding transcription activator activity, RNA polymerase II-specific; RNA polymerase II cis-regulatory region sequence-specific DNA binding; protein heterodimerization activity.
GCGUUGCAGGCGCCAACGCCAAAGGGGGCGAAGGUCGAAAGCCAGCAGCCAGCGAAAGGCAAAAGCGAAAAGCUAAGCGGCAGACGGGCAGACUCCUAAAGCAACAAAAACAAAACGAAAUUAUAUUAAAAAACAAAAGCGUCAAACAAAAACAAGAGCACAAAAUACACAAUUUAGGAAAUUUCUCUUUAUUCGUUUCAAGAAAUAAGAAGUAAAUUCAGCGACCAAAGCGGACCAAAGAUUUUCUUUGUGUGCAUAAAGGGACCUCCAAUUACAUAAUUUAGAACGCUUAAUUGGCCAACAUGGACAACAGCGAGAGUGGUGAUGAAGUUGCUGCAUUUAUGCAUACCGCUGAGGGAACGUACAUUACAGCAGAUGAUGAAGGUGACCACGUCCUGGCUGAAAAUUCUGAUGAUUCGGCUCAUGAUGACACAGAUGAUAUGAAAGGACCUGGACAGCCACUUCGAGAGCAAGACAGAUUUUUACCAAUAGCUAACGUCGCGAAAAUUAUGAAGAGAGCUAUUCCUGAAACUGGGAAGAUUGCCAAGGAUGCGCGAGAGUGUGUUCAAGAGUGUGUGUCAGAGUUCAUCAGCUUUAUCACAAGUGAGGCCAGUGAUCGGUGUCACAUGGAAAAGAGGAAAACCAUCAAUGGAGAGGACAUUCUUUUUGCCAUGACCAACCUUGGAUUCGAUAACUAUGUCGACCCCCUCAAAUUGUACUUACAGAAAUAUAGAGAGACUACAAAAGGAAAUGAUAAAGGCAUACCUGGAUCUGAGACCACGAUUUAUGAAGAAAUCCAAGGCACUGGAGAGGAGGGCUUUGCACACAUCACUGGUUUGACUGGAGAAGGAACAAGUCAAGGUGAAGGCAGCGUUAUUUACGCCUACACGGACCAACUACAGUUCAAUUAACGUACGAAAGAUUGUAAAAUUUUAAUUGCAUUUUGUGCUUUUAAUAUUUUUAAAAUUAAUUUUUCUCUUCAUUUGUAAAGAAUAAACAAUAAAAAUGUCUGAGCAAUAA